Sphenostylis stenocarpa is the source of this 1515-nucleotide messenger RNA. The record is from the annotation of a GenBank genome assembly. Lineage: Eukaryota; Viridiplantae; Streptophyta; Magnoliopsida; Fabales; Fabaceae.
AUGAGAAUCAACCUUUCUAUACCUAUCUUUCUCUUUGUUCUCUUAGCCUUGUUCUCAUACCUAGCCUUGGCCAAGCGAGACACUGAGGUAGUAGAAGAUCCUGAGAUCAGAACAUGCAAACACCAGUGCCUACAGCAGCCGCAAUACACUGAGGAUGACAAGCAGACGUGUCUUCAAAAUUGUGACGCAUAUCAUCAUAUGAAGCAAAAGCGAGAGAAAGAUAAGGAAGAGAAAUUUCGUAAGAAGAUAGCGCAUGAAGGUUAUCAUCAUAAAGAGCAUGAAGAAGAGGAGGAAUGCACUGAAAAGGUAGAAGAAGUAGAUGAAGGAGGGGAAGAGGAGAAUCCCUAUAUUUUUGAAGAAGAUAGGGAUUUUGAGACCAAGGUCGAAACAGACGAUGGCAGAAUUCGGGUUCUGAAGAAGUUCACUGAGAAAUCCAAGCUUCUUAAAGGCAUUCAGAAUAUCCGUUUGGCCAUUCUAGAAGCUAGAGCGCACACGUUCGUGUCUCCACGCCACUUUGAUUCUGAUGUUGUUUUGUUCAACAUAAACGGGCGAGCCCUACUUGGGUGGGUGAAGGAAAGUGAAACAGAAAAGUUCGUCCUUGAAUCUGGAGACAUGUUAAUGAUACCAGCAGGCACCCCAAUAUACAUCGUUAACAGAGAUGAGAAUGAGAAGCUCGUCCUUGCCAUGCUCCAUAUACCUGUCUCCACUCCUGGAAAAUUUGAGGAAUUUUUCGGUCCUGGAGGACGAGACCCAGAAUCGAUCCUCUCAGCAUUUAGCUACAAUGUGCUUCAAGCUGCACUACAGAGUUCAAAAGGAAAGUUAGAGAAGCUUUUUAGUCAACAGAAUGAGGGAAGUAUGUUCAAAAUAAGCAGAGAAAAGGUGCAGGAGUUGGCCCCCAAGAAAAGCUAUUGGUGGUUUGGUGGCCCAUCUACGGCUGAAUUCAAUCUUUUCACUAUGCCUCCCACUUUCUCCAACAGUUAUGGUCGUCUAACAGAAGUAGGUCCUUCUGAUUCCAAGAGCGGCCUUGAAAAACACAAUAUCAUGCUUACCUUUGCCAGCAUCACCCAGGAAUCUAUGAGUACUAUUCAGUAUAACUCACAUGCAACGAAAAUAGCACUGGUCAUCAAUGGUACAGGGCAUGUUCAAAUUGCAUGUCCCCACAUCUCAUCAAGGUCAUACUCAAAGCAUGAAAAGAGUAGUCCCUCAUACCAUAGGAUCAGUGCCGCCUUGAAGCCAAGAUCGGUGUUUGUUGUCCCUCCCGGUCACCCCUUCGUGCUCUUCUCUUCCAGGAAGGAGAAUCUCCAGAUUAUUUGCUUCGAGAUUAACGCUCGAGACAACAAGAAGUUUACAUUUUCUGGGAAGGACAACAUUGUGAGCUCUCUGGACGACCUUGCUAAGGAGCUGGCCUUUAACUAUCCUUCGAAUAUUGUGAACGAAAUAUUCGACAGAAAGGAGAGUUUCUUUUUCCCAUUUCAGCUGCCGCAAGAGGAGCGUUAUCUUCGUGCUGAUGCAUGA